Molecule: messenger RNA, 6410 nt
Organism: Xiphophorus couchianus (Monterrey platyfish)
Lineage: Eukaryota; Metazoa; Chordata; Actinopteri; Cyprinodontiformes; Poeciliidae
Gene: plcg1
Product: phospholipase C, gamma 1
Exons: 33
Coding region: 351-4271 (1306 amino acids)
Biological process (GO): positive regulation of epithelial cell migration; phosphatidylinositol-mediated signaling; release of sequestered calcium ion into cytosol
Cellular component (GO): ruffle membrane
Molecular function (GO): phosphatidylinositol-4,5-bisphosphate phospholipase C activity; calcium ion binding; protein binding
Source: RefSeq, a predicted model, not a curated record
GGCCUCCGCUGGUUGGAUCUGAGAACAGACAAACUUACGUAGUCUUGGCUCACCGCUGCCUGCCUCUCUCUAUGGACGGCCGGAGGGGAGAGAGGGGGGUAUUGCUGGGAUUGUAGCUGUUGUCGUCGGCUUCGUGGUGCCUGGUGAUGAUUUAAUUCACGGGAAACGCGGGUUCGCGGAGUGGAAAAGGAGCAGGAGAAAGAAGGACGAGGGGAGUCGGGCUAGAGGAGAAAGGAGGAGCAGCCGUUAGAGAUGUGCGGUCGGGCCGAGAUUGCUGCGGUAACCCUUUCUAGGCCUGGACCGAGCAGAUUGUUCUGAGAGGAAACGGAUAACAAACGGGGGAAGUGAACAUGGCUGGGACCUCUGGCUUCUUGUCCAACGGACCUGUUCCGUGGAUGGACGACACGGAGAUGAACAACCUGUACCGGGACCUGGAACUGGGCACAGUAAUGACUCUGUUUUACUCUAAGAAGUCCCAGAGGCCGGAGAGACGGACUUUUCAAGUAAAACUGGAGACGCGGACUAUUAUCUGGACGCGAAGCACUGACAAGAUUGAAGGAGAGAUUGACAUUCGAGAGAUCAAAGAGAUCCGUCCUGGUCAGAAGUCCCGGGACUUUGAGCGCUAUGUCGAGGACUCAGCAGUACGGCUUGACAACUUCUGCUUUGUUAUUCUCUAUGGCACGGAGUUUCGCCUUAAAUCCCUCAGCUUGGCAGCAACAUCUGAUGAGGAGAUGUCCAUGUGGGUGAAGGGGUUAAAGUGGCUCAGGGACGACACAUUGAAAUCACCAACACCAUUACAAAUAGAAAGGUGGUUACGCAAGCAGUUCUAUGCUGCUGAUCGCAACAGAGAGGACAGGAUAUCCUAUAAGGAUCUGAAGAACAUGCUGAGCCAGGUCAACUACAAGGUGCCAAACAUGAGGUUCAUCAAAGACAAACUUCCGGACUCUGAAACCAGGAAUGGAGACGUGACCUUCAGCCAGUUUGCCCAGCUUUAUCGAAACCUCAUGUUCGAUGCACAGAAAAAUGUGGAGAUCCCUUUUAUGCAAAGGUUCAUGGGUAACGUAGUUGAUGAAAGGAUCACCCUGGAGGAUUUCCAGAGCUUCCUCGUAGAAUUCCAGAAGGAACUGUGGGCCUCGGACAACAACAAGGUUCAGGAGUUUAUGUUUAGCUACCUGAAAGACCCCCUAAGGGAAGUGGAGGAUCCAUAUUUCCAUCCAGAGGAGUUCCUCACAUACCUUUUCUCCAAAGAGAACACCAUCUGGGAUUCCUCCCUGGACAUGGUGUGUGCUGAAAACAUGAACAACCCCUUGUCCCACUACUGGAUCUCCUCUUCACACAACACCUACCUGACGGGGGACCAGUUUGCCAGCGAGUCGUCCUUGGAGGCGUACGCUCGGUGUCUGAGAAUGGGAUGUCGCUGCAUCGAAUUGGAUUGCUGGGAUGGUCCUGACUCGAUGCCGGUUAUUUAUCACGGACACACCCUCACGACGAAAAUCAAGUUCAACGAUGUUCUGAACACCAUCAAAGAUCACGCUUUUGUCACAUCCGAGUAUCCUAUCAUCCUGUCCAUUGAGGAUCACUGUAGCAUUGUUCAGCAAAGGAAUAUGGCCACCCAGUUCAAGAAAGUGUUUGGAGACAUGCUGCUGACCAAAGCAGUAGAUAUGGCUGCAGACGGCCUGCCUUCACCCAACCAGCUCAAAAAGAAGAUUCUCAUUAAGCAUAAGAAGCUGGCAGAGGGCAGCGCCUACGAGGAGGUGCCGACAGCCACGCCUUAUUCUGAGAAUGAUAUCAGCAACUCCAUCAAAAACGGCAUCCUUUACCUGGAAGAUCCCAUUAACCAUGAUUGGUACCCUCAUUUCUUUGUCCUGACUCACAAUAAGAUCUACUAUUCAGAGGAGACCACUAAUAACGUGGGUAAUGAUGAGGAUGAGGAGCUUAAAGAGGUGCUCAAUACUAUGGACCAGCAUGUGACGGAGAAAUGGUUUCAUGGAAAGCUUGGCGCUGGGCGAGACGGACGGCAGAUCGCUGAGAGGCUCCUGUCGGAUUACUGCCAAGAGACCGGAGCUCCCGACGGCUCCUUCCUGGUCCGGGAGAGCGAAACCUUUGUAGGAGACUACACACUGUCGUUCUGGCGGUUGGGGCGCGUGCAGCACUGCCGGAUUCACUCUCGCCAGGAAGCUGGCAGCCCCAAGUUCUACCUGACAGAUAACCUGGUGUUCGACUCGCUCUUCGCUCUGAUCACCCACUACCAGCAUGUGGCGCUACGCUGCAAUGAGUUUGAGAUGAAGCUGACCGAGCCAGUGCCACAGACCAACGCUCAUGAGAGCAAGGAAUGGUACCAUGCCAACCUUUCCAGGAGCCAGGCAGAGAACAUGCUGAUGAGAGUUCCUCGUGAUGGGGCUUUCCUAGUCAGGAAAAGGACAGAGCCCAACUCUUUUGCCAUUUCAUUCAGGGCCGAGGGUAAGAUCAAGCACUGCCGAGUGCUGCAGGAAGGUCAGGUUGUGUUGCUGGGCACCUCAGAGUUCGACAGCCUCGUCGAUCUCAUCAGUUAUCAUGAAAAGCACCCUCUGUAUCGGAAAAUGAAGCUACGCUAUCCCAUCAACGACGACACACUGGAGAAGAUAGGCACUGCUGAGCCAGACUACGGGUCGCUGUAUGAGGGCAGGAAUCCAGGCUUUUACGUGGAGGCCAAUCAAAUGCCAACUUUGAAGUGUACAGUCAAAGCCAUGUACGAGUACAAAGCUCAGAGAGACGACGAGCUCUCCUUCUCCAAGAACGCCAUCAUCACCAACGUAGACAAACAGGAAGGUGGAUGGUGGAAAGGUGACUGUGGAGGGAAGAAGCAGAUGUGGUUCCCUGCAAACUACGUUGAGGAGAUCAGCCAAGCGGCAGCGGAGCCAGACAGAACUGAGAUUACAGAAAACAGCCCUCUCGGAGAUCUGCUGAGAGGAAGUGUGGACGUAACUUCCUGCCAGAUUAUCACACGCACUGAAGGGAAGGGCAGCAGACCGUACGUCUUCUCUCUGGUUCAGAAUAACACAGUGCAGGGCACUUUGCUGGACGUGGCUGCCAACAGCGCAGAGGAACUUCAAGACUGGAAGACGAAAAUCCAGGAAGUUGCUGCGACUUCUGAGGCCAAGCUGGAAGAAGGCAAGAUAAUGGAGAGGAGGAAGAAGAUUGCGUUGGAACUAUCAGACCUGGUCAUCUACUGCAGGCCGGUCCCAUUUGAUGAAGAAAAGAUCGGCACAGAGCGGGCCUGUUUCCAGGACAUGUCGUCCUUUCCCGAGACCAAAGCGGAGAAGUACGUCAACAAGACCAAGGGGAAGAAGUUCCUGCAGUACAACCGGCUGCAGCUGUCCAGAAUCUACCCCAGAGGCCAGCGGCUCGACUCCUCCAACUACGACCCGUUCCCCAUGUGGCUCUGCGGCUCCCAGCUGGUUGCGCUCAACUUUCAGACUGCUGACAAGCCGAUGCAGAUGAACCAGGCGCUGUUCAUGCUGAAUGGAAAGAGCGGCUACGUCCUCCAGCCUCCCAUCAUGAGAGACGACACCUUUGAUCCCUUCGACAAAAACACAUUACGUGGCGUAGACCAAGUCUCAAUGAAAAUAGAGGUUUUGGGCGCUCGGCACCUCCCGAAGCACGGCAGAGGCAUCGUCUCUCCACUCAUCGAGAUUGAGGUGUGUGGGGCGGACUUCGACAACGACAAGCAGAAAACAGAAUCUGCAGCUGACAACGGCCUGAACCCGACCUUUCCCAGGAAGUCCUUCUCCUUCACUGUCUGCAACUCUGCCUUUGCUUUCCUGCGCUUCGGGGUUUAUGAAAUCGACAUGUUCAACGACCAAAACUUUCUGGCUCAGGCGACAUUCCCCAUUCAGAGCCUCAAGACAGGCUACAGGUCGGUACCGCUGAAGAACAGCUACAGUGAAGAUCUGGAGUUGGCUUCUCUGUUGGUCCACAUGGAAAUCACCAGAGGAAGGGAUGAGAACGGGGAAGUCCUGAGCCCGUUCUCCGCAGCGGGGAGUGUGUCGGCGCCGGCGUCGGCGCAGGUGGGACGAGAGCUGGGCUCCGUGUCCUCGACGUCGUCCACCAUGUCCCCACUGCCCCAGUCGCCGUCUCAGGCCAUGUCCUACAGAGGGAGGGAGGGCUCGUUCGAAUCCCGCUACCAGUCACCCAUCGACGACUUCAGGGUUUCCCAGGAGGCCCUGCUGGACCAGAUGGACCCUCAGAACCGAAGGAUGCUGCGGAGGACCAGUCGCCUCUCCCCGUACUGAUGAUGUCACUGACUGCUGUGAUUGCUGUUUCCAUGGAAACGCCCACCACCGCUUUGGCCUACAUUUCAGGCAGCUCUCCCUCCUUCGAUUCCUCCUACAAACCCCUCCUCCACUCCCCACAUCGCCGCCUCUGUGUCCAACUGAGGAGGAGGGAAAGGACGCUGCGGGGUGGGAGGGCGCUGACAGGAAGCAGACGGCGGCAGACAGGAAGAAGAAACUGGAAGGCUGGAGAAGUCCUGGACUGUGAUUUCCAGUGUUGUUGCUGUUGUCGUCGUCGUCGUGACAACAGCUGCUUAGUUUGGAGACCAAGUGGAAGAAAAGGGAUAGACCUGGUUCCGGUUCUGGUUCUGGUUCCUCCUCUCUCUGCUGUUUGGACAGAUAUUUAUUCCUGCUGCGCCGUCGGCCGGAGAGCAGCGGCAGCGGCAGCCGGCCUGCUCUCAAAGAGCUCCUGUCUCCAUGUUUUUAAAUAUUACAGUUAUUUAAACCUUUAAACAUUCAUAAUGUGACUUCAUGUCAGCGUGAACCAUGAGGGCUUUCUACGGCUACGUUUAACCUCGCUCUGCUUCGUGACAGACAUUACGUUCCUCCGCUCUGACUCUGACUUACAACCUGGACUGGAAUCUCAGAGGCGUUUCUGUUUUUAUUGUUAUUAUAAUUAUUAAUGGCGGGAGGAAGAGGUCGUGGCCUGUUUUUGCUUUCCAAGGCGCAUCGCGUUUCUCACUUACAUUCCAACAGAACAGAAGCUGCACAUCAUUCCAUCGUCUUGCUUUGCGAACCAGCUCCACUGACCCUUAUGGCACCUUGGCCGUGUGGUCCUGGAGGUCAGGACUGGACUCUGAUGGUGACUGAUUGUUGUUUCUUUUUGGGGGUUUCUCUUUGCACCCACUACCAUCAUGUUCUUAUCCACAUCAGUGUCUUAAAACACGCCCUUGUUAAACAAUACAUGUUUACGAUGUUCUAAAUUCAUCUGAGAAAUGCCAGAGAACAGAAAUAACCGGGUUUCAUAAGCGUCCACACCAUUCAGCUUUUUAGUUUUGAGUGUGCAUGUCGCAUAUUUGGCCUCUACUUUUCAAAAUGGCCUCCAAACGUAUCAUCCCUUGGGUUGAGCCAAAACUUUGUUUCCGGUGAAGAGAUUCUUUUGUCUCUUGCCUGAUUUAAUGAAAUCUUAAAUCGACUGAUUUCCAGCAGACAUCUAAAUUUUAACAACCCCAGAUCAUAAUGCUGCCACUACCAUGUUUCACUGUGUUCUGCCAGAGGUGCUUUGUGUUUUUCCUGUUCAAAUUCUAACUUAUGGUAGUUAUGUUUAAGUUCAUAGCAGAUUCUCUUAUGAUGUUUUGAGAGAUUUUAUCCAAGCCUGGAUAUUUUUAGUCUAGCAAAUGUUCUUUUUUUUUUUUUUUUUUUUUUUAUCUGGACACUUGGAGAAGUACAAGAAAUGUUUGGAACAGAACCAGAAUAUUCAGCUUUCUCAGAGGUCCUGACUACGACUUGGCAGCCUCACUGACUGGUCUUAAAUAUGUUUAGUCAAUAACUAAGAUGAAACUUAGGUUUUAAGCUUAACUUCUGAAACCAAUUAGGAAAACAAAAUCAGUCAGCCAGAAAUGAAACAUAAUUUAAAGGCACCAGUGCAGUUUUCUUUUGGAAAAUGAAGUCUUGUGUAUUUAAGAAUCAGUAAAUGGAUUAUAGGGCAUAAAUAUCUGCAGAUUUUUUGUAUUAGCUCAUAAAAUACAUUUCUCUAAAACUUUUUAAUGCCCAAAAUUGAGAUUCUUAAAUAUAAGACACUUUUACAGACUCCCAGAAACUGAGUUUCUAUCUAGUUUCUCCAGUUUAAAGCCUGCAGGCGUCAGGAAAUGCCUCCUCCGGUCAUUUUAUAGGGUGUAACUUAUGCAAUGAGGUUCAAGCAGAUUUGUUUACGUUUAAGUUCAAUUAUACAGGCUGCGUCACAUUAAAAGUGUAAAGGCCUUUAAACAAAAAAUAAUCAUGGUUAAUCUUUUUUUUUUUAAUCACAAUAACAUGAAUUUUAACAGCGGUGUGUAAACUUGACACUCACAAGAGUCUGCAUUGAUGCUGUUUAUUCUGCUCAUUCCUAAUGCAGGAUAUUCAUGCUGGAAUUAUGGGUUAAAAAAAAAAAAAGGAUGGGAG